Messenger RNA from Vicia faba (fava bean), 909 nucleotides. NCBI's taxonomy places the organism in Eukaryota, Viridiplantae, Streptophyta, Magnoliopsida, Fabales, Fabaceae. The record is from the annotation of a GenBank genome assembly.
AUGUUGUCGGAAUUAGCCGACGACAUAAUUCUCAACAUACUAUGGAAGGUUGAAGAAGACCCUCGCGACUGGGCUCGUCUCUCUUGCGUCUCUUCAAAGCUCAACUCUCUCAUCCACGCUUUCUGCUGGAAGAACAAAACCUCACUCACCAUCCCUUCAGAGCUUCUCUCUUGUUCAUCACAAGAACACUCUCUUCAUAAACUCUCUUUCUGUUGUCCCGGUCCUCUUCACGCCGGUAUCCUCUUCAACAACACGGCUGAUUUCCCCGACGAACACCACCACCAACCCACCACCACCACCACGGCAACAGUGCCAAUACCGACAACAUCUUCGUCUUCUCGACCUAAUGAACCUAAUGAAUGUUCUUCCAUUUGGUCACUUUACGACGAUCUUUAUCAUGAUACCCUCUAUGCAGAUUCUGAAUUCCAUCAAGAAGAACCUACCCAUGAAGAGAUUCGAGCUGGAGUUGUUGAUGUUCCGGUUGAAUCUAAGAAAAGAAAGGUUACUGGUUCAUUGAGUUCGCACUUGGCGACAGGAAAAUGGACGCUGAGUAGAGAACAAGGGAGUAAGCUACUUGGGAGACAGUACCGUGAUGAUUGUUUAUAUGUUUGUGAUUGGCCUGGUUGUGUUCAUUUGGAGGAGAAGAGAAAGUAUAGGCUUUUCAGAGGGGUGUUUAUGAAUUUCAAGAGGACGCGUGUUUGGAAGACGGUGAAUGAUUGUAGUAACAGGAAGAAGAUUGAUUUGCCUUGUGCUUUUUGUUCUUGUAAUCAUACUUGGGAUCUUUAUUCUGCGUUUUGUUUGAAGAGAGGGUUUGGCUUUCAUGAUGAUGGGGAGCCUGUUGUUAGGGCUUAUGUUUGUGAUAAUGGUCAUGUUUCUGGUGCUUGGACUGAUGUUCCCAUCUACUCUUGA